Molecule: messenger RNA, 3867 nt
Organism: Rhipicephalus sanguineus (brown dog tick)
Lineage: Eukaryota; Metazoa; Arthropoda; Arachnida; Ixodida; Ixodidae
Product: protein argonaute-2-like
Molecular function (GO): protein binding; RNA binding
Source: RefSeq, a predicted model, not a curated record
AUGAACGAGCACGUACGCAGAGAUUCCCUCACCAAGGUGGCCAACAUGAACGCAAGCGCAAUGGACAGCCUGGCGGCCUCAAUUUACCUGAACAUCGGCAAGCCGUACAUGAUCACGGCCAAUAUCGACGUAAGUGACGGCUUCAUUAAUGGAAACAUAGGCACCUUAUGGUACAUCGAGUGUGAUGAACAGGGCAACCUCUUGCGACUGUGGUUUGAAUUUCCUUCGUCCACGGUCGCCAGCAUGAGCCCCCGGAACUUCCUCAGCCAGGGAGACCGCAGGAGGUGCUUGCAGAAGGCUGUCAGGCUGAACAGCCAACACAGGCGCGGCCACAGCGAGGCAGCGCUGGCCUUGGGCAUGGCGGAAACGAAACACCUUCUCCUGUCGCGGAGCAAGUGGCACCUGAGCUUCAGCUACAACGCGUGUUUCCUGGGGCUUCUGGGCAGCCUUUGGACAACAUUUCCCGUACGGCCGGAUAAGCACGGAAAGAUGGGGCAACCGAUUGAACUUCUGGCAAAUCACUUUGCGAUUCAGUUGCCCGAUGGGGACGUCUACCACUACGACGUGACAAUCAUUCCUCCUUCCAAGAAGGAAGAGGCCAGGGCCCCCGCCCAGAAAAAAAUUCGAUGUCUCAGCACACGUGUCAACCGGCUUGUCAUUGAAAAUCUAGUGGCUAAGUAUCGCGGCGAGCUUAACAAAUGCCUUCCUGCAUUUGACGGGCGAAAAAACUUGUACACACGAAGGAGGCUGCCAUUCAGGGAAAGGACAUUCAACGUACCAUUCACAGAAGAUGACCGUGAGCAAAUGUUCAUUGUUCACAUUCAAUACGCAGCGACAGUGAACUUAGACGCACUGCAUGCGGUGUAUGAGGAACGAGCGCGCGUAGUACCUCAAGAAGUGAUCCAGGCAUUAGACAUCAUCAUGAGGCACGGUCCUUGCAUAACGCUAACACCUGUAGGACGAUCUAUGUUCAAAGCACCACUACCAAAUAUGAAGAGACCCAUCGGGGGAGGUCACGAGGUGUGGUUCGGUUACCACACCAGUGUGCGUCUGGCUCAGUGGAAACCCUUGCUCAACGUGGACAGCUCUGCGACGGCUUUCUACGAAGCCAUCCCUGUGAUCGAAUUUAUGUGCAAACUGCUGUCUGGACCUCAGGGUCCGCUGCAUCCGGACAGCAUCCGAAACCUGAGCUCAUCAGAGUGCGUGCAACUGUCUAAGGAGCUCAAAGGCGUACGUGUCAAGGUGCUGCACCUUAAAUACCCUCGAAAAUAUCGUGUCGGAAAAGUCACGCAAGUACCAGCUCAGGAUCUGAGGUUUGCACUCGAAGACGGAAGUAUAAUUUCAGUGGCAGCGUACUUUCGAAAGCAUUAUCCAAACUUCACUCGCUACCCUAAUUUGCCAUGCAUUCAGGCUGACACAAAGAGACCCGUCUAUCUACCACUUGAAGUCUGCCACAUCGUGGAAGGACAACCGUACAGGAAAAAACUGAGUGGCUCGAUGACGACCAAAAUCAUACGGGACACUUCACAAGCACCCAAGAAACGCUUUGACGUUAUCCAAAACUCAGUUCACGAUAUGGUGCUAAGAAGCGCGACAUAUCUGAAUGAGUUUGAUAUUCAAGUCAGCACCGAGCCGACGUGCCUUACCGGCCGGGUUCUGACUGCGCCAUCUCUGGAGUUUGGUGGCGCGCAGCCACUAGUGCAACCCAGUGAUGGCGCGUGGGACUUAAAGAACAGUAAGCUCUAUGAUGCGAAACCCAUAGAAAGCUGGGCUCUUCUCGGUGUCAAUUGCCGGCUCCAUCCACAAAAGAUCGACAACCUCAUAGGCAUGCUUAAGAGGAUCGGCGGUAAUCUGGGCAUGAGAGUAAGUGAUCCGGUAUGCGUGGUGAGCGGGGACAGUAGGCCAAUCUUCCAAGUCCUUGAGCAAAUGAAAUCCAGAGGCAUUGUGCUGGUCGUUGUCGUACUCGGACAGCAGGCUUCUUAUGCGGCCAUCAAAGAGGCGGCUGAAGUCAAGCUUGGCAUCCGCACCCAGUGCAUCAAGGAACUCAAUUUCACGAAUACGACGAAGUGCAGCGAUUCAUUGAUAAGAAAUCUGUGCUUGAAGAUCAAUGCAAAACUUGGUGGCACAAAUAACAGUUUCCUGAACGGGGAGAUGCCAAGUGUCCUCGACGAGCCAGUAAUCAUCAUUGGUGCCGAUGUGAGCCAUCCAGCACCAGGUGACAAGGUUAAGCCAUCCAUCGCUGCGUGCGUGGCGAGCAUGAAUGCCAUCCCAUCCCGCUACCGGGCUUCCAUUCGUGUCCAGAUCCAGCAGGAACAGGCAGUGGCCCGAGUGGAAAUAAUCGAGGACUUGAAGGCAAUGGUUACAGAGCUCCUCAUAGCUUUCUUUCGGGAGACAGGACAUAAGCCAGGCAAGAUCAUCUUCUACCGAGACGGAGUCAGCGAGGGCCAGUUUGGAUUCGUGCGGAACCAAGAACUGUCAGCCAUCAGGGAGGCCUGCCUCAAGCUCAACCCGGACGGCUCGUACAAGCCUGCAGUUACGUUUGUCGUUGUCCAGAAGCGGCACCAUACUCGCUUUAAGCCAGUCAACUCAGAAGAUGGCGUAGGUAAAGACAAAAAUAUUCCUCCCGGCACGACCGUGGACACGGUGGUGACCCAUCCGGUCGACUUUGACUUCUUCCUCUGCAGCCACGCCGGGAUACAAGGAACGAGCAGGCCCGCGCACUACUACGUUGUCCAUGAUGACGCAGACUUUACUUCUGACGAGCUCCAGAAGCUCAGCUACUACCUCUGCCACACAUACGCGCGCUGCGCAAGAAGUGUGAGCAUUCCAGCGCCGGUGUACUACGCCCACUUGGCUGCUUUCCGCGCCAAGGAGCACAUUGCUAGCGCUUGCAACGUCUCAAGCGGCAGCAGCUUUAGUUCGGAAGGAGGCGACAGUGUCACCACCGAGCAGUAUGUGCGUGCUGUCAGCGUUUCCCAGGAUUUGAAAAAAACCAUGUACUUCGUCUGAAGGCGCUGCCAUUGGAAAGAAACUUGACUAAGGAAGCCUGAAAGUGACGUAAUUUAAUUCACAACUCACUGAGUAUGUGCGACCGCGCUGUGGAACGGGAUGGCAGGCUGAUUCCUCGCUGCAUUAAUCUUCUGCCGGGUCGGCAAAGAUAUUGGUUCAUUUAACAGGUUAUUAGGGACCUAUUUUAUGGACCUAAUUACCGCCACGACCGAAUGAGAGUGUAAGUGAUAAAGAAGAUGGCUUGGAAAUGUGUCAGCCUACUUCUCAGAGAUAAAAAGUUCUUGAACACGGAGUCAUGCUGCAGCCAGCGUUUCCACAAAGGGGCUUGUUUUCUUCAAGGCUGCAAUUGAAGAAGGCAUGUCCGCCUGUCGGAACGUUGGCUCCAGCGUCACCCCGUGUUCAAUAAUUUUUCAUCUCUUCAGACUUCCAUCUUCCCCUCAACUUUCGCCAUUAUGGUACUUCUCGAUUUCACCAGGGUAGCCUCGGGCUAACGGGCUAGAGCUUGACUAAAAUGAUCGGAGGAGAGACCUAUAAGAGUGAUGAUACGACGUAGAACGAGAAAGAAGACGUUUCCUUGCGCGUUUGCAUAAAGUGCGGAGAGCUGAACAAGCUGCUUAUGAACAAAACGUGAACGCAGAGAGGCUUCCGCCUUCAACGUACGCUACUUCGUGUCGCUUUCCGGGGACACAAUCGGUGCUCAAUUCUCACCUCGGCCACGUCAGCCUGCGUGGCAGCUGCCAAAGUGAGAACAGUGAAGCAACUUUUGCUGUCACUCCUACGUUUCUUGCGUUUUCUGCUCAUUUCUGCCGUUCAGCGCAGUACUUAAUCCGAAAUAAACAUCGAUUUUUGUUGAUUUGA